AGGACAGACUCUCAUGACUCAGCCGACGGAAUUCGCAAGCGUGUCUGCAAGGCUUGUGAUCGAUGUCGACUGAAGAAGAGCAAAUGCGACGGAUCGUCACCGUGUAGCAGAUGCAGGGUCGACAACGCCAUCUGUGUCUUCGGUGAACGUAAGAAGAGCCAUGACAAAGUCUACCCUAAAGGCUACGUCGAGAUGCUCGAACAGCAACAGAGUCAACUGGUGUCAGGCCUUCAAGAGAUGUACCGGCGCCUUGUUACAGCACGGGCGUGGUCAGGCGCUCCCCUGUCUGAGUCCAACGGUCACCCCUUGACUCACGAGAUCCUGGCGGCGCUCAAUCUACUGGAGACGAGACAGGAUGGAAGCGGAGAACUUGAGGUCUUCGAGGAGGACUGCCAGAAGCUACAGCGACAGCUUCUCGCGGAUGGCGCUGGCUACGUUCGCAGGAGAGGGUCUUUUAGCUCCGACUCAGAGCACAGUCAACAUGGGCAUUCGCGGCCUGCUUCGAUGCAUCUGCCCAAAGGAUCGAUCUUCCGGGAAAGCUUCGCGUUCAGCAGCAACCCGGCCACACCAAUGUCCCAUAGUCCUGCACCAAAGCCAAAGCAAUCAUUUCCAGUGAUUCAGCAGUCGGCACUC
This is a messenger RNA of Baudoinia panamericana UAMH 10762, 633 nucleotides long. RefSeq lists its product as uncharacterized. Gene Ontology annotation, molecular function: DNA-binding transcription factor activity, RNA polymerase II-specific; zinc ion binding. The record is from RefSeq and is a predicted model, not a curated record. Gene Ontology annotation, biological process: regulation of DNA-templated transcription. The annotation marks the transcript as partial. The transcript is spliced from 2 exons. Lineage: Eukaryota; Fungi; Ascomycota; Dothideomycetes; Mycosphaerellales; Teratosphaeriaceae.